Messenger RNA from Falco peregrinus (peregrine falcon), 10071 nucleotides. It is a transcript of the gene SFMBT2, whose product is annotated as Scm like with four mbt domains 2. The transcript is spliced from 21 exons. Gene Ontology annotation, cellular component: nucleus. Gene Ontology annotation, molecular function: transcription corepressor activity; histone binding. Bases 189 to 2870 code for a protein of 893 amino acids. Gene Ontology annotation, biological process: regulation of DNA-templated transcription. The record is from RefSeq and is a predicted model, not a curated record. Lineage: Eukaryota; Metazoa; Chordata; Aves; Falconiformes; Falconidae.
UCUGCCGCGAGUGCGGGCGGAGGGACGGGUCGGCUCCGCGCAGCGCCGCGCACCGCGGGGGUCUCGCUGCUGAGGCGCGGGAACAAAAAAAGAAAAACACCCCAAAAAAGCCAAACUUGCUCAGCUUGUCCUCUAGGCGCUCCCUGCUGCAGGAUGAAUUAGGAAGGCAAGGCCUCUUCCUCUGAACCAUGGAGACAAGGGCGUCUUUCAUCGCCACCAUGCGAGAGACCCAGCAUCUCUCCCCAGAGAAGGGCCAGAGCCCGGCCAACGGCAGCAGGGAGCAGUUUGAUUCAGACGACGGCUCCAGCAUUGAGGAUGCAGACUUCAACUGGGACGAGUUCCUGGAGGAAACAGGAGCCAGCGCUGCUCCCCACACCUCCUUCAAACACGUUGAAAUCAGCCUUCAAAGCAGUUUCCAACCAGGGAUGAAGUUAGAAGUGGCCAACAAGAGCAAUCCAGACACAUACUGGGUGGCUACGAUCAUUACAACAUGUGGACAGCUCUUACUGCUUCGUUACUGUGGCUAUGGAGAUGACCGCAGGGCAGAUUUCUGGUGUGACGUGAUGACAGCAGAUCUUCACCCGGUUGGCUGGUGUACACAGAAUAACAAGGUCCUGAUGCCUCCAGAUGCAAUCAAAGAGAAAUACAUGGACUGGACGGAGUUUCUCAUACACGAUUUAACCGGCGCCCGGACUGCACCUGCAAAUUUACUGGAAGGCCCUCUGCGAGGAAAAAACCCUGUAGACCUCAUUACAGUUGAUUCCUUAAUAGAGCUGCAGGAUUCCCAGAAUCCCUUUCAGUACUGGAUAGUUAGUGUGGUUGAAAAUGUUGGAGGAAGAUUACGCCUUCGCUAUGUGGGAUUGGAGGAGACUGAAUCCUAUGACCAGUGGUUGUUUUACUUGGAUUGCAGACUUCGACCAGUCGGUUGGUGUCAAGAGAAUAAAUACAGAAUGGACCCACCUGCAGAUAUCUAUUCUCUGAAGACUAUAUCUGAGUGGAAAUGCGCUCUGGAAAAAUCCCUUAAUGAUGCAGCAAAUUUUCCUCUUCCAAUGGAAGUGUUCAAGGAUCAUGCUGAUUUGCGAAACCACUUCUUCACUGUGGGGAUGAAGCUGGAGGUGGUGAAUAUGAGGGAGCCAUUUCAUAUCUGUCCUGCAUCAGUGACCAAGGUUUUUAGCAAUCAUUAUUUACAAGUGACCAUUGAUGACUUGAGACCUGAACCCAGCAAAAUCUCAAUGCUUUGCCAUGCGGAUUCCUUAGGGAUCUUGCCAAUACAGUGGUGCCUUAAAAACGGAGUCAAUCUCACACCUCCCAAGGGUUACUCUGGCCAGGACUUUGACUGGGCAGACUACCAGAAGCAGUGUGGAGCGGAGGCAGCGCCUCACCUGUGCUUUAAAAAUACAUCCUUCAGCCGUGGCUUUACCAAGAACAUGAAGCUGGAGGCAGUGAACCCCUGGAACCCUGCAGAGAUAUGUGUCGCUUCUAUCACCUCAGUUAAAGGACGGUUAAUGUGGCUUCACCUUGAAGGUUUACAGAUGCCCUCCCCAGAGUACAUAGUUGAUGUAGAGUCUAUGGACAUUUUCCCCGUGGGCUGGUGUGAAGCGAAUGCUUAUAACCUAACUCCACCACACAAAGCUGUUUUGCGAAGGAAGAGAAGAAUUGCAGUUGUGCAACCCGAAAAGCAGUUACCUUCCACAGUGCCUGUUGAGAAAAUACCUCAUGACCUCUGCCCCGUUCCUCAGCCAGACACAACAGGCACCAUCAAUGGGAGAUACUGCUGCCCCCAGCUCUACAUCAACCACCGCUGCUUCUCAGGUCCAUAUUUAAACAAAGGCAGAAUAGCAGAGCUACCUCAGUCUGUCGGACCUGGCAAGUGCGUGCUGGUCCUUAAAGAGGUUCUCAGCAUGGUGAUCAAUGCAGCUUACAAGCCAGGGAGUGUUUUACGAGAACUGCAGCUAGUGGAAGACCCUCAGUGGAAUUUCCAAGAGGAAACACUUAAAGCAAAAUACAGAGGGAAGACAUACAGGGCGACUGUUAAGAUUGUGCGGACGUCGGAUCAGGUAGCGGAUUUCUGCAGAAGAGUCUGUGCAAAGUUGGAGUGCUGCCCCAACUUGUUCAGUCCUGUGCUGGUGGCUGAAGUCUGCCCAGAAAACUGCUCCAUUCAUACUAAAACCAAGUACACGUAUUAUUAUGGGAAGAGGAAAAAAAUCAUUAAGCCACCAAUUGGGGAAAAUAACAACCUGAAAAGUGGACAUGUCAAGCCAGCCAGACGCAGAAAGAGGCGGAAAUCCAUCUUUGUGCAGAAAAAAAGGAGAUCGUCAGCUGUCGAUUUGAAUGCUGCGGGCUCUGCAGAGGAGAGUGAGGAUGACGAGCCAGAUGCGAUAGAGGAUGAGACGGGAAGCGAGGAAACCAGCUCAGAGCUCCGGGAUGACCAGACGGAUACCUCCUCCGCUGAGGUCCCCUCUGCCAGGCCCCGGCGAGCGGUCACCUUGCGGAGCAGCACUGAGUUGGAAAGACCUCCUCCCAUGGAGAGAGCCCGACGGAGCCGGAGACCGCAGCCCCACUCCUGCGGUGAGGUGGAGAAGUGCCCGCAGGUCAAGGAAGAAGUUAAGCAAGAAGAGGAAGAGAAACUCAUCCUGGACAGUAACCCGUUGGAGUGGACCGUGACUGAUGUCGUGAGGUUUAUUAAACUGACUGACUGUGCACCUCUUGCCAAAAUAUUUCAGGAGCAGGACAUCGACGGCCAAGCCCUUCUGUUACUGACACUGCCCACGGUGCAGGAGUGCAUGGAGCUGAAGCUUGGGCCAGCCAUCAAACUGUGUCACCAGAUUGAGCGAGUAAAAGUUGCUUUCUAUGCACAAUAUGCCAACUGACUGCACUUCUCGAUUUCUUUCUGUUCUCCUUCUUGUUCCUUCUCUUUUUUAACAUUUCAACUUGUUCAAGGUUUUUUUUCCCCAGUCCCUUCUCUUUUCCAAGAACACAUGGAAUUGGAAGCACUGGAAGUUAAUCUAUAGGGAAGAAAAAAAAAAAGCGACCCCCACACCAGAAAACUAGUAACAAAUUGAACUGAUUUUUCUGUACUUGUAAAGCACAUCAAAAGACUGCUGGCACCUCUCCUGCUGAGCCUCGCCAAGCCGUUACACAGUGGUGCAAGGCCAACAUGGAUCAGAUGGUUUGUCAUUCAUUAAAACAAAGCUACCGAUGGCAGACACAUUCCCAAGGAGAAGGGUCAGACAUUUCCAGAUGAUGAUGAUGUUUUUUCUAGGCCAGUUUCUGGAUGUGAACAUUUCUUUUAUCCAAGUCUGACACACUUCCUUCAUAUUGAAAUGUAAGCGACCAUUUGUAGCAUCACCUGGGGUUUACUGCAAAUCUGAUCUUAGUGAUCAUUGGGCUUUUUUUUUCUCCCGCCUCUCCAAUCGUACAAAAGGAAAAAGUGUUAUAUCAGUUAUAGACUGUUAUUCCUGAGUAAUUUAUGAACAGGACUCAUCCCACAGUCUCUACGGUAUCAGACAAAGCUGCAGUGAACUGACAGGGGUGCAACAAGACCAAGUGCGCGGUAAUGUGUCCUGAGCUGUGCUGGCUGUGCACAAUAAGCUAAAUGUGUCUGUGAUGGGAUCUGAACAGUGCUGCAUUCAUGUUCAGAAACAUGCAUGAAAGCAUACAUAGUCAAGCCCAUCCUCUUAAAUCCAAGUCACUUGAAAGACCCGACUUGGAGCCCCACAGGGUGGGGGAAAAAAAAAAAAAAAAAGACUAUUCAGAUUUAAUGAUAAGACUGUUGAGUGAAUGCUGGUUUCAUUUGUACCUUCAUGAAGCUGGUUGCUAGGUGGGAAUAAAAAGCAUCAAUCUUUACAGGCUGUUUACGCCAUGGUGCUUUAGACCAGCUGAGGAUCUGGCCCAAUGCAGUCUACAUAAAGCCCCCAAUGUUGAGCCUGAAUUUGCUGUAACUCAGCAAGGUUGGAGGCAUUGCAGGGAUGUAAAAUUAUCCCAAAAGCAAGAUCCAAACUGGGACCAGACCAUGUCUGAAUUUUGCUCUGACUUUAAGGUGCAAGUGAAUCCAUCCUUCAGAAGGUGAAUCAAGUGGGUUGUGCUGAGCUUUAGCCUGAUUUCAUAGGAAGCCAUUGACUUUGGCAGACUUUUGUUCUCAAACCAUGAACAGACCCCUGUUCCCUGGCCUCAGGGAGCUCAGCCUAGAAAUUGCACACAGCUCUGUUACCAUGCUGCGAUGCCAAAGCCUACUCAGUGAAGACCUCUUCAAAAAGAAAUGUAAUUUCUAGCCCUAAAUCUGAGGCCAGUGUUAGUGGCCAGAAAACCCCCACCUCAAGCACAUACCAUAUGGGGACAGAAAACUUGGAUCAGAUAAUCGUGCUGACCACCAUGAGCUCAGAAGAACCUAUUGACCAAUACCAGGCUAUAGCUGCUGCUUUCUCCUUCAUCAGUUUCCUUAAAUUCUUUGGAUUAGUGGGGGAAAGCCUCAGAAAUAAAUAUUUGGGACUAUAUGUGAAUCUGCCCUAGAGCAUGUGUUAGGCAAGAAGUAUUGACUCUGUUUGCCAUGCAUUGCUGAGGAGUUUCUAGUCUGUCUUUCAGUGAGUUUCCUCAUUUGCCACUGAGGAGUGUGGUGGGUUCGGGCACUGCAGGCUGGGCCAGAUCCUGCCAGCUCCUGAGACUUCAUUAGAAUUUUUCUUACAUAGGAGAUCGGUAGGACUGGAUCUGUGUUCAGCUGUUCGUACUGAAGAUCUUGUUCAACUUCUCAUCAACUGAAGGGAAGAGCAGUCACCUCUGCAUCAAGUAAUUUUCUUUUGUUUCUCAGAAAUCCAGGAACAGGGUUCUGUAGUGGUGCAGACAUUCAGAAACUGGGUUUUAGACUGAAUUUCGUGCUGAUGGUAGCAGUGGACUGUGUCCAUGCAACUGCUUUGAUAACUGCUUUGGAUCUCCCGUAGGGUCCUCUAAAAACAUUGCUCCUUGUUUCGUCUCUGAAGACAGAAGGAUUGUGCCCAGCAGAAUGAGAGCACAGCUGAGAAAAACACGGAGGGUGCUUCUCCCAGCUUUUCCUUCCUCCAGCCCAGUCUCUCUGACGGCUGGUAAACAUCUUCUAGCAGGAGACAGUUUCCAAAAGACUACUGUCAGGAGAACUGGCAUAUGAGGACAUUUCAAGGAAGGGAAGCAGAAUGUCUGUUUGCUAAACAGCAUCCCUGCACCGAUCCUUUACUUACUGCAUCCACCUUCUUCUGAGCAUCCUUUUCUGCUCUGACGUUUUUGGAAUUUCUGGCCACUGGGAUAUGUCAGACGUUUAAUGCUUCCUGGGACGUGUUGCAAAAAUGUCAUUGUUUUCUCCAUCAGCCUUGUUACUGUAGAUAAUCGUAUGGCAGCUAACUCCUGGAGGCACGGUCGGGGAGCAGACAGCCACAGACUGAGAGCCACCCGCUCUGAUGCUGGCCAAGCAGGUGACGGGUGAAGCAUUGAGUCCAAGUCACGGGAGUCUUUACUGACUGUUCAGGGAAGUUUAACCGUAUUUAAAACUCGCCUAUUAAACAAAAAAAAAACAUUUUCAUUUUAUCUUGCACCGGCUCUUUUUAUUUCCUCAGGUUUCUCUCUCCUCACCAUUCAUCUUUCAAAUUACUGUUCUUCAUUGUUGUCUCAUUUAUUGUUCUGUGUCCUUUUGGAGAAGAUGAUAACCUGAAAUCUCUAUCCUAGAACUGCCUUGGGUGGAAAAUGCUUUAUUAUUUCUUUAAGUCUUCAGGUUGGGAAGAACUAGGGGAUUGGGCUACUGUUGUCUGCUGCAGUGAUUGUCUUCCAGAAAAGCUGGAGCUGAACUUCUUAGACAAUUUCUUGAGAAAGCAGAAAAUGGACAGUGUGUAGUUUAACUGGAGAGUAUGCUCAGAUUGUCACUUGCAGCUUUAGCAGAGAUCAGAAGGAAUUACUUUUGCCUGGACUUCAUUUCAGUUCUGGAACAUUAACGAGGCUCUAGAGUAAUGUACUUCAAAGGAAGUACUUCAAAUUGGAAACCAAAUCUUGGUAAAAUAUCACUUUAUUUUGCAGCAUAGAAGUAUAAGCCACUGGAAUGUUUUAUUUUCCUUUUUUGGUCCAGCUCUUGUUCUUAGUUAAAUUCAGAGCUGGUGCAACUUCACUGAUACACCGAUGACACUGGAGAAGCCACAUCUUCUCCUUCCCUGUUCUGAAUGUGGCGUUCAGGCCUGAAAUUUAUUGUGUUAGCUACAAAAGGCCACCACUGUGAAGUUCUGAACUCAUGUUUAUCCAGGGCCAUUAUCAAGGGCUGAGGAGCAACCCUGCUGUUGUUGCUUUUGGGCUGUUGGAUGCAGCACAUCAUUCCCAUGGACCAUUUUUGUCCCACAAGAAGGGUGUGCAGGCAACUGUUACUAGCUACUCUUCAGGCAGGACCAGGGACGGGCAUUCCUGGAGCAAAAGUAGGGGGUUGAAGAGUGUGGUACAUGCUUAUCUUCAUCUUCACUGGCUUCUUUUGAGCUUGCACUCGGUCAGACUGAACAGAUCCACAGGCAGGUCCCUGCCAUUUCCCAACCUCCUUAGCACUUCCCUUGACAGAAUUAGACAAUUCCCAGUCUGCAGGCCCAAAGCACCAGUCUCUGAAAUUGAAUUAAAGCAUUAACUUAAGGGAAUGUCCAUGGUUCCCUGUCUGGUUGUCCUGCCUUCCUCCUGCUGUCAUGGAUGCUUCUCUCCCACCUUGAAGAAGAAUGCUCUCUUUAGUUUCAGAGCUCAUCUUCUUCCCUUUCCAGCUCGAAAACACAGCUCCCAUCCACACUCCCUUUUUUUUUCUCAGUGCCAGGAUGACCAAACCCUGGCUUUUUCUACCUCUCGGAGGUGUUAUGGCCUCUCAGCUCUGAGGAUUUCAGGGUCUUCAGCUACGCUGUGUUAACCAUAUGCAAUAGCCCUUGAUAGUUUUGUUCUGUAGGGUGCAGAAAACCUCCUAGAAAUGCUAUGUGCCCUCAGUAACCACUGAAAUCAGUGCAAAUGGUUAUACAAUUACUGCAGCAUCCAGCAGGUGCAUGUCCUGGCUGAGAUGGCCUGACCCCCAUUGUCAGAGGUAUUUGAAUGUUCGCUAGGAUUUGCAAAGUUUCUCAGAAGGUUAGACACCUAAACCCCAUUAAUAUUUCAGUCUGGGUAAACAGCUAAUUUGCCUUAAACUGGAAAGUCACAAUUCCUUGGCUUGUCCUUCAACCUUUUGCAGUCCCCAGUCAUGUGGUGUGGAGCAAACACCAUCUCAGCUCUAUGAAGGCAAAUCAGACACUGUUGUGCUGCCAUGAUCAACAUGUGGUCACCUGGAAAGCCUGCUUUUGUCUUUUCAGGGCACAGCAUUGAGUUUGGCAGAGCUUCAGUGCCAUCUCAGUGUUUUAGAAGCUCGGUACCAUCAGGGCACUUCAAAUACUUUUUGCUUUUCUGGUGCAGUGUGUCUAGAAAAUGAUGAACUCGGACUGUUCCUCCCAUUUACAAAUUCAAGUGCCAAAAGAGAAGAACAUGCUGCAACUGAGCACCAUUAAAACCAGCUUUAUUACAUGUGGAUAAAUAUAGUCUUAAGGGCUCUGUUUUGGUGCUAUGUAACGCUGUAUUUUCCAUUGGUGGGGAUUACAAAGCUGAUUCCCUCCUCCAGGAAAUAUUUUCUGUAUUUUGCAGUGUCUUAAGCUUAGGAUUUUAUUUUUUUCUUGUGGCUGUAGAUUUUUGAACUCAGAUACACUCAACAAAUAUCCCCUCUCCCCAGUCAUGUGAGUUUUGGAGAAGUUUUAUACAGUAUAAUUAUUUUAAAACUGUUUCAAAAUGUGCGUGCAUGUGUAUUUUCCCCUCAGUAAUACUCUUCAUCACAUCAGCUGAUGCAGAACUAAGGAUAUCUGUUACUCAGGAUUUGAUCCAGAAGUAACUGAGGUUAGUGGAAGGGCCCUCGCAGAUGUGUGGGCUGUGGGACAAAGUCUUCACCAAAUUUUUUCACUUAGAAGUCAAAAAGUGUGCAGUUAGUUAACAUAAAAUGUAAACCCCUCCUUCUUCUGGCAGGCAGAAAUCCAACUGAAAUCUGCUAGACUUAACAAGAGAGGGCUCGUGUCCUAAGGUGCUCAUGAACUCCCAGUAAAGGAGCAGAAGCAUUUAAUAUUCUCAUUUAUUCUUUGGUACAAUACUCCAGCAAGAAGUACGAAUGAUCUUAAUGACUGAAUUUAGAAUAUGUGACAGUCAUCAAAAGAUGAGCUUUACAGCCCGCUAGUCCUUUAAAUGUCAGCUGUCCUGCAGAAGAGUGGUUUUGCAAUAGUUUGGUGCGACGUACUGGAAUUCUCUUGCAGAAGACAUGUGAAAUGCACACAAAACCAACAUAGGUCAUAGUUCUAAAUACUCACGUUUUUUCUCUUGUUCUAGUCUUUUAUAUUAAUUCUUACUUUGAGAAAGGUCUCAUGUUCAUGAUUUAAAACUCCAGCAUCUGUAAUGGCCCAUGGCACCACGUACCAGCAGAACAUGUCUUUAUCCAUCAUAACACUAUAGAUGAGCAUGGGGGUGUUCUGUUGACAAGCAGUUAGGUCGGGUGAGACAAGGAGACCUUGCUUCAACACCUUGUUGAAGGAGUCAUCUGUGCAGCCUGAAGGGCAGGUGUUCCCCACAGCUCACUGUGGCAGGACAGAUGUUUCCAGUGACAAUAUUGCUGGAUAGGUCUCGUAGCCCAAGCAGCCUUAUGCAGCAGGUCAGUUACCAUGUGGCUACCUACCCACAGAUGUUCCUGGUCUUGAUGACCACCAAGGAUGUGUGUCUGGGGGGUUGGGUUUCAGGGAAGGAUAGAGGUUGGAGUUCUGGGCUUGAGAGAGUCUUCGUGAAGGGGGACCUCUCACAGCAGAGGAGCAUAGCCAUGGUCCAUAAGCAUCAUUCCUGAAGGCUUCUCUGAGACCUUUUUCAAAGCAAAGAUGCUUUGAGUCCCAGCAGGGGCCAGGUGAGAGGAAGUAAAGAAGUUGGCAAUACACCCACUAUUCAGCUAAAAUGCUGAAACGUUCGUAUUUUGUUUUCCCAGUGGAGAUAAAGAGAUUUGGCUAAGGUGGCUCCAGGCACUUUGGCUGGAGAGUAGGCAAAAUCAGUCUUUCUUCCUUCUGCCCAGCUUCUUUGUGUCUUCUGGGUUUAAGGCCUGAAGAACCUCCUCUUGCACCUCUCAGACCUCAGUCAGAAGCUAAAACUCCCCCACAGGAAAAGGUGACAUUGCCCUGGGUUCAGGUUGUGAGUCUAAAAAGCACUCUGCUCUGUAUUACCAUGUGACAGGUUGGAAAUGAUCUUUCCCGAGUCACUCCACCUGCUUGUUGCUGCUCCAGUCUCACCAGAGAUUAUGGAUGUUGCAUCUGCUUAUAAACUUACACAUUAAAUUUCCCAGUCCCUGUUCUGCCAGACAAGGUCAGGAUAUGAUGAUGUGAAGUCAUUCCAGCAGCCUUCACCUUCAGGGACCUGCUUGAUAGAAAACAUCCGGGGAACAGUAUUGUGACACUUCCAUGUAUGCAGGCAGGGAUGUCACGUACAGCCGGGCAUUUGCUGCAGUACGGUCCGCCAGAGAUGACAGUCCCAAGUGCAGGCUUUGAAGGGACUUGAGUCUUCUCAUGUACCAUGGUAGGACGAGGUAAAAAAUUAAAACCCUGCUGUCUCUUAUGGAACAACAGAAAUUAGCUUCAAAACCAGCAGUUACGGUCCAUUCGUGGUGAUGCACGUUGGAAACCUUUGAAUUGUUUUGCAUUCCAGUUUGUACCAGAGAUUUGAUUCAAACUUUAUGUAUAUAAUCCCUUUGGUGUGUUACAACAAUAUGUGUGUGUGUGUGUGUGUAUAUAUAUAUAUAUGUGUAUAUAUGUGUGUGUGUACAUGUAUGUGUAUAUAUAUACAUAUAAAUCAAUGCUGGUGUUUUUACUUUUUAAAGUUCACAGGGCAAAGGGCAUGUUGUUAGUUUGCUGUAAGAUUCUAUUCUGUAUAUAUGUUUUCAUGUAAAUAAGUGAAAAUCUAUAUUCAGAGUUAUAUUUUAAUUUUUAUUCAAAAUUAAAUAAAUCCCCUUUUUACUUGAAACAAUUGUAAGCCACGUUGUUAUUAAAGUAACAAUAAAUC